Molecule: messenger RNA, 2347 nt
Organism: Archocentrus centrarchus (flier cichlid)
Lineage: Eukaryota; Metazoa; Chordata; Actinopteri; Cichliformes; Cichlidae
Product: tripartite motif-containing protein 14-like
Exons: 4
Coding region: 70-1545 (491 amino acids)
Molecular function (GO): protein binding
Source: RefSeq, a predicted model, not a curated record
CCUGCAGAGAUUGCUGCGAACAUGGAAUAACAAGGAUUUAAGAGUUUCACAGAACAACAAAACCUCAAAAUGAGUCUCAGUGAAAAACAUUCAGAGCAAAAUAAUCAGAGAGAGACUGAAAUACGAGAGGACGAUGAGCUUCACCCAGAGGACUGUAAAGGUAAGGAUGCUCAGGUGAAAGAUUUACUCAAGACAAGUCAGAUGGAGAAAAGAUCGGUCAGCCCACUGACUCUUCUCAAAGAGGACUUGAGCCAGUUCAGGGAAGAAGUGUUGAAAGUGUUCAAGGACAAAGACGCAAAUCCUAAAACAACUCAGGCGCCAGAGAAGCUCGUCAACCCUCUGACUCUGUUAAAAGAGGACUUGAAUCAUUUUAAAGAAGACAUCUCCAGCGCCUUCAGAAUCGUCCUUUCAAAGGAGCGAGAGGAUAACGAUGUCGCUGCGAAGGAAGACUCCUCCAACACUUUCAAAAUAAAAGCCCCCAAAGCUGAAACAACUGACAGGUCCAUAAUGGGUCUGUUCAGAAGAGACCGAACUCUUUCAAAGAUUAACCAACAAACAAAAGAUGCUCAGGAAGUUGGGAAGACAUUCUCAGUAAAGACCGAGGAACAAAUGGACAAUGGGUUUAGGAACAAAAACUCAAUCAGCACUGAGGAAACUAACAGAAAUGUGACAGACAGGCUGAAUGAAUCAAAUGACUGCAGGCUGGAUGUAAAUGUUUCUCAGGAGGUAACUGAGAGGAGGAAGACUUUCUCUGAAACCCAACAAAGACAGGAGGUGAUAUGUGCAUCAGAGACAGGUGAUCAGAUCAGUGUGAAUGAGAAGGAGGGAGGCGAUUCCUCAGUGGCGUCAGGAGAGGAUGAAGAUAAACCUUCAGAAACAGUUCAGUGUCCUCCGUCUUCUAGAUUCGCUUUGUUCAGUGUGGGAAACACCAACAAUGAUGACCUGAGCGAGCUGCCAGGAGGAUACCUGUGGGCACUGAAAAACUUUGCCUGCUAUCUGACCCUUGACCCCAACACUGCCAACUCUGAACUCCUUCUAACUGAAAACAGCAGGACGGCAACUCGUGUCUGGCGAGACAUUGAAUCAUCGAGCCACCCGGAGAGGUUUGAGCACUGUCCUCAGGUCCUGUGCAGGGAAGGACUACUGGACAAGGUGUACUGGGAGGUGGAGUGGAGCGGUGGCGCCGACAUCGGUAUCGCCUACAACAACAUCUCUAGAAACGGAAAAACGGCAAACUGCCUGCUGGGACACAACGAGUGGUCCUGGACCGUGGAGUGCUCAGAGGGAAUUUACACACCGUGCCACAACAGAAAGAGGUUCAAGUCCUCCUCGCCUGAGCCCUUCGCUCGCAAAGUUGGGGUCUAUCUAAACUGGUCUGCUGGAACUCUGUCCUUCUACUGUGUAACUCAGGACAGUAUGGUCCACAUCCACACCUUCACCUCCACCUUCACUGAGCCGCUGUACCCGGGGUUCUGGGUGUGGGCUUGUGAUGGCUCAGUGUCUCUCUGUCAUGUGGAGUUAGAGUGGGAACGCGUCCUACGGUGACAGCACCAUGGACUCAUGAAACCUGAAUUCUCCUUUUCCUACAACUGACGGAUUCAUGUGGACAGUAAAACCGUCACUGUUAACGAGUCAAAUGGGAACUUAAUGAGAACCAGAAAAUAUAGCAUUUAAUGAGUAUUUAAAAUUCAGAUUUCACUGAAAUAAAUAGAUUAAAUUAAUAUUUAUACAUUUAUUAGUCCAAGAGUUUUCUUCAAGUGAAGCCAUUAACCAUCCUGCUCGGAUGAUUAUGCAGUGUUUCCCACAGAUUUAUAUUCAUACACUUAGACUAACCCUGUGUUUUGGCGAAAAGCAAAAUGGGCUUUUUCUUUAAAAAAAAUGUAAAUAGUUUUUGAUGAGUGUCUGUAAGAAUGUUUAUUUCUUCCCCAGAUUUAAUAUUACAUACAAAUGACAUAUUCUGAUAGCUUAGGGUUAUGGUUAGGGUCAUCAUAGCCUGAGACUACACAGAUCUCCUGGCCACUGAUGAUCACGUAUGAUGAUGAUGACAUAUUUUUGCGAUGUUAUAUUAAGUUUGAGUGUUGUGGAUGUAUGAUUUAGCUUCCAGGCACAAAAUUGUUUUCACAAAGUAGCAGCACUGACUCGAGUCAGUGUGUUCUCGCACUGUGAUCACGUAUCAGCUGCGGAGCAGACAGGAACUCUGCAUCAAACAAAUAUGCAUGAAUGAUGAACAAUAUGGACACAAAAUCUGAAUAUUUUAAGGAUUAAUGGUGAUUUCUUGUUUUCUGUAAUGUUUUUGUCAAGUGGAGUCUUUGAAGAGGGCGUUUUCUUUCUUAGCACGUACCUUCUC